CGGCACUGAUGUAGACUCGGCAGAAUGAUGGGUCACUGGGUGACGGCGGCCAGCUCUCUGCUGGCCUUUCUUCUCUAUUACAACUCGUUGGACGCAGGAUUCGUCUAUGAUGACAGGCGGGCGAUCCUCUCGAAUCCGGACGUCAUCGGGCAUACGCCGAUUGAGGCGUUAUUCGAAAACGAUUUCUGGGGGACGCCGCUCUCGGACCCCGGCUCUCACGGGUCGUACCGGCCUCUGUGUGUCGCCACCUACCGGCUCAACUAUGCCUUUAGCGGAUUCAAGCCGUGGAGCUACCAUUUCCUAAACGUUAUACUCCACUGCACCGCUACAGCGCUAGUCGUUACCGUGGCGCGGCGCAUUCUACCACACUACUGCAUGAGAGUUGGCACCGUAGUCACCGGGUUCACAUUUGCAGCGCACCCGAUACACACAGAAGCCGUCUCGGGAAUCGUUGGCCGGGCAGAUCUCGCCGCCUGCAAUUUGGUUUUACUUUGUUUUCUGCUUUACAACGAGCAUAUAAGACUCAGAGAGGAACAACAAAAACGGUUAUGUCGACACGUGACCAGAAAUGUUAUGUUACAAAGGAAAAUCGCGCCGAGCGAUCAGACGUUCAGGCUCAGUUGCCAUGGACUUGUACAGCACAUUAUGAUGAACUUUCGAAGGCUUCUCAAAGCCAGCAGGGCGGGCCCCAUGAAAGUCCUCGACGCCUGCGAGGUGAAGGCGGGUACUGUGAAAGUCAAGUGUCAAAGUGAUAGUGUAAGUGAAGAAACUGGUGAACUCAUAAAGUGGCUCACAUUAUCCGGGACUUUGCUGUUUGCGGCUGCGGGCACUCUGUGCAAAGAGCCAGCCAUAAUGGUUCUACCUCUCUGCAUAUUCUAUGACUUCAUCAAGGGCACCCGACAAGAAGAACCCUAUUCUAAGAGUCGAUGGCGAAGCAUAUGUGCUCUUGGAACAGGGGGCUUCGCCCUCCUCUACUGGCGGUUGCGCGUCGCUGGCACGCCAACCCCGUUCGCCGCCGCAGACAACCCCGCCUCUCGUGACCCUUCCUACCUCACACGACUAUAUACCUUCUCCUACCUCCCAGUCUUCAAUUUCUUCCUACUCCUCUACCCAUUCCAACUCAGCUUUGACUGGUCCAUGGAAUCCAUCCCUCGAAUCACAAGCAUAUCCGACCCACGAAACAUAUCCACUGUCCUUUUCUACGCUGUCGUUUCCAAAGUCACCUGGCGAGCUAUGAUUAACGAAUUCAAAAAAAGCCAAGAAAAGCCCCUAAAAGACCAAAAGUACUAUAAGAAACAAAACUGCAAAGUCAGGCAUAAAUGGAAUUACAACACAAAGCAGUACAACAGAGGGCCAGAUUGCGUUGAAAGGAAGAGCUACCAUGCCCCGCACAAAGAGAAUAUGUCAUCUAAGAAGAUAUUGUGUCCGUGCACGGGCUGUAAGCACACUCUGACGGAGGAGCACACGAGCGCUUGCCGAGCCGUAAACAACAACAAUACAAUGAUGCACAGUUCAACCUGCGUUUGCCCGAUGGCAAGCACGAAGUCAAAAGCGCCUAAUCCUCCGAGGACCGUUUACCGCAGCCCGCAAGUUGCGUUGCUUAUGUCUGUGGCAUUUAUGGUGUUACCGUUCGUGCCUGCUACUAAUGUCUUAUUUUACGUCGGGUUUGUGGUUGCGGAGCGUGUGUUGUACAUACCCAGCGUGGGGUUCUGUUUAUUACUCGGUCUGGGAGCUGGUGCGCUGACCCGGAGUUGGCACCGCAGCGAGCCUCGAAGUCGGCUGUUUAUGCUGACCCUACUCAUCGUCUUGUCAUCGAUGUGCUGCUACACGAUGCGGCGGAACCUUGACUGGCGUGACGAAGAAAGCCUGUUCAGGAGUGCGCUACAUAUAAAUCCACCCAAAGCGUACGGCAACCUCGGCAGCGUGCUCACGGCGCAGGGCCGGACCGCGGAAGCGGAAAUGGCUUUCGAGAGGGCGCUCAAAUACAGACCCAACAUGGCCGACGUUCAUUAUAAUCUGGGGAUCCUACUUCAGAACCAAAGGAGAUACGGCGAAGCUAUCAAAAGUUUCGAGAGAGCGAUUUAUUUUAGACCCUCCAUGGCCUUGGCCUACGUAAACCUGGGCACAUCACUAAUGGCGGACGGCCGAUUGGCCGAAGCAGCGAGCGCGCUGCGCGCCGGCUCCCGCGCUGAAGGCGUGAGAGUUCGCGACAGAAGAGAACAUGAAUCAGCGCGCGUGUCCGCUUUGGUCCAGCUGGCCGCGCUGCAUUCUCAGAGGGGUCACUGGCACAAAGCGCUGUCAGCGUAUAAAGAAGCGCUGCAGAUUCUACCAGACACGAACGCGCCUAUCGUCGGAUGGACGCGGCAUAACGUGUUGUCAAUGGCUGGCGAGAUCUACGUUCAACUGCAGCAGUGGCCGCAGGCUGAACAUAGCAUAUUGUCAGCGAUAGCAAUUGCGCCGGACCACGUGGAAACGCACCUCACACUGGCACAAAUACUCGCGAGAAACACGAGUAGGUCCAUGGAGGCAGAGAUGUGGUUCAAAAAGGCGUUAAUGUUAGCGCCGAACGACCCUUCGGUGCGGGAUCAGUUCGGUAUGUUCCUAAGAUCACAGCGAAGGCUACGUGAGUCAGCAGACCAACUCGUAGCAGCAGCGAAAUUGGCGCCGACUGACAGCGCUCGCGCUUCGUCCGCUGCGCGAGCGCUGCGGGACGCGCGCCGCUGUAGAUCUGCCGAGCGCUGGUACGCCAGAGCAGUGCAAUUAAAGCCCGAGGACGCAGAAUACCACUCAAAUCUCGGUGCGAUUCUCCACCUUAACGGCAAGUACGCAGCUGCCGCCUCGUCAUACCGGAGGGCGCUGCAGCUUCAACCAAACGAUGAGAUCACCAUCACCAACCUGAAGAGAGUCAGGACCCUCAUGGGCAAGCAGCGGAGGAAAUAAGUUAAGUUUUGCGGAAUGUUGUAACGGUGCUCCUUUGUUUCCUAUAGCUGGACCGGGAAUUUCUUCGAAAACUAAUAAAAUAAAUUAAAACAUAAAUCAAAACAGAACUUUUUCAACGGAGCCUUUCAAGGCAAGAGUGAAUAGGCAAUUACAGGGCAGAUAUUUACCAUCCUAAACUGCAUCUCACUUAACACCAGGUGAGAUUGCGGUCAAAUACCUGCCUUGUUCUGCAUAAAUAAUCUCCAAAACUUUCAGGAUCGGUCCAAGAUCUCAUUAGUGAUUCCUAAACUUUAACAAAUAAAUUUAAAAAAAUCACUGAUCACUGAACAAGUUGUUCUGUUACGUAGUUAUGGAAUUUAUUAAAUAACACAUUGCUGCAAAUCUCAAACGGAGCGUGUAACUCCGCUAACUCAGCGGUGACCUACUUCCAGACCUAUACCCAGUUUAGAGAUGAAUUUAAUGAUAUUAAAGUUAAUAUAAAUACUUUGUAACGUUUUAUGAAGUCCUAUUUCAACCUUUUGCUAACUUUGAAGUGAGAGCUGAAUAUUAAAAUGUUUCUUGACGUCCAAAUAUUGGAAACAAAGAAAGCAAAAACAGUACGUCAAUUGCCAAAACUAUUGAUAGCUUUCAAAGACGGUGUUGUUAUCAUAAAAAAUACCAAAAUA
Molecule: messenger RNA, 3605 nt
Organism: Ostrinia furnacalis (Asian corn borer)
Lineage: Eukaryota; Metazoa; Arthropoda; Insecta; Lepidoptera; Crambidae
Gene: Tmtc2
Product: Transmembrane O-mannosyltransferase targeting cadherins 2
Exons: 10
Coding region: 25-2940 (971 amino acids)
Biological process (GO): protein O-linked glycosylation via mannose
Cellular component (GO): endoplasmic reticulum membrane
Molecular function (GO): mannosyltransferase activity; protein binding
Source: RefSeq, a predicted model, not a curated record